Molecule: messenger RNA, 9020 nt
Organism: Anastrepha ludens (Mexican fruit fly)
Lineage: Eukaryota; Metazoa; Arthropoda; Insecta; Diptera; Tephritidae
Gene: sima
Product: protein similar
Exons: 13
Coding region: 16-6063 (2015 amino acids)
Biological process (GO): cellular response to hypoxia; regulation of transcription by RNA polymerase II
Molecular function (GO): protein dimerization activity; RNA polymerase II transcription regulatory region sequence-specific DNA binding; DNA-binding transcription factor activity, RNA polymerase II-specific
Source: RefSeq, a predicted model, not a curated record
CAAAAUUAUUUGAAAAUGUUUGAGAAUCCCAAUUCAUGGGCUACCUCCACUUUCAUGGAGGAGGCGCCCACCCUCUACGAUGACAAUUUGGAUAAAUUGUUGAAAAAUCUCUGUUGGGAAUGCCAACUAUACGAGUGCGAACAUCAAUGCUACGAGCAGGAACCAGUACAAGAAUUACAGCAGAAACAAUCAGAGUUUGCACCAGAAAAGAAAGCACAAUUUCUUGCUCAGCCAUUGCAUUCUAAUCUGGAAACCAUAAACACCACAAAUCAAUUAUUCGCGGCAUUAAUGCCGACGCAACAGCAAGAAGAAAGUCUUUCCGAUUUCGGGUUUCGGAGUACUUGUGGAUGUGGCGAUGGGAAGGUGUGUGAAAAUGGUGAAUGUGCUUUAUGGGUUCCGCAGCAAUAUCAACAGACAUCAAAUACGCAAGUACAAAGUCAGUCUAAUGCCCCGCAACAAAUAAUGCAAUCAUCAAUUGGAUCAGUACCACAGCAGCAUAAUGUCGUGACGUGCAAUGGACCACUUCAACGGUGCCAGUCUUACCAACGUGAAGAGCAAUCGUACGGCGUAACCGUUUAUCCACCACGUAACUAUCCCGCGCUCGAAGCAGUACCGGGAAUAACGUAUCCAAUUGAGAACGAUCGAUCACAAAAUGCGUAUGCGCUACAACAAGAGUUGCCGAGGCACCGAUUUCAACAGCCACUGCAUCCUUUGCAACAGCAGCAUAUACAAUCGCAACAGAGCUUCCAGCCGCCACAACAGUUCAUUCAAAAACAAAAUAUACCCAAUCAACCAGUGCAAGUGCCACAACAAUAUGGACAACAACACUUUUCGCAGCAUCCGUACCACGAACAAUUUAUUGACUCACACCGCAAAUGGCUUAGUCAACAGCCGACCGCACGACCAUCGUAUCCUGUGCACAGCGGCAUUAGCGAUGGUUGUGUGUCGGAUACUCGUUUGCCUUCUGUGCAAGAACGGAGUGCCGGCUAUUAUCAACAGGCGCCAACCGGCGCGCCUGGUGUAAAUGUACAGCGAUUGCUGGGUCACGCACCGUGUAGUGGGAAUGUUCCGUGGUCAUAUUCCUAUUGCUACGGUAAUGAGCAGAACAAAUAUGAACCCUGCCACUUCAUACAAUGCGUUGACAUUGAAGACUUUCUAAAUAAUGAAAAACGGAAAGAGAAAUCACGUGAUGCAGCCAGAUGCCGGCGUUCACGCGAAACGGAAAUCUUCAGUGACUUGGCACAGAUUCUGCCACUCCGCAAAGAGGACGUCAACCAAUUGGACAAAGCAUCUGUAAUGCGCAUUGCUAUAGCGUUUUUGAAAGUUCGCGAAAUGCUACAGCUCUUCCCGAAAAUUCAAAAUCUGAUUGAAGAUUUGAAAUUAGACAUUGAUAUUGACGACAACUCAAACAGUGCAACCCAAAUGUCAGUCUCUUCAACGAAGGAAACUAAUAAAAAGUUCGACUUGCUCAAAUGCGCCGAAGCAAGCCAAUUCAUCAAACAGACCUUGGAUGGCUUCCUGAUUAUUCUCUCUAAUGAUGGUGAUAUCACCUAUGUUUCGGAUAACAUCACAGAUUAUUUGGGACUGGCAAAGAUUGACAUACUCGGCCAACAAAUUUGGGAAUACAGUCACCAGUGUGAUCAUGCCGAACUCAAAGAGGCGCUCAACAUUAAACGCAACGGCACCACCGAUAAAAUUAAAGAUGAGAAUAUGGUAGAGGAGGGACUCUCCACCGACCAUCGCGAUCUUUUCGUGCGCUUUAAAUGCACAUUGACUAGUCGUGGACGUAGCAUAAACAUCAAGAGCGCAUCGUAUAAAGUUAUACACGUCACCGGACACUUGGUUGUCAACAUGAAAGGUGAACGUGUGCUGAUCGCCAUCGGUCGACCAAUACCACAUCCAUCCAAUAUCGAAAUUCCAUUGGGUAGCACAACAUUCUUGACAAAACACUCGUUGGAUAUGAAAUUUACAUAUGUGGAUGAUAAAAUGCAAAAUCUUUUCGGUUACAACGCCGAAGAUCUAUUAGACCAAUCACUCUUCGCCUGCCACCAUGGCGGUGAUUCUGGUAAACUGAUGGCAACAUUCAAAAGUGUGCUGAGCAAGGGCCAAGGUGAAACUUGCCGAUAUAGAUUUCUGGGAAAAUAUGGCGGUUACUGUUGGAUCGUGACACAAGCCACAAUUGUUUAUGAUAAAUUAAAACCACAGAGUUUUGUUUGCGUAAAUUAUGUCAUAAGCAAUCUUGAGAACAACAAUGAGAUUUAUUCACUUGCACAAUACGAGGCAAGCAAGCUUAAAGUUGAGGAAAGCGACAGCAAAAGUGAUCAAAGCAACGUUAGCGAUAGCUGUAGCAACAACAACAAGAGUGAAAACGACAACAACAAUAGCAACAACAUCAACUCAGCUGACGAUGAUAAAAACAUAUUAAAAGAGUGUACUGAAAAAUCAAAACUUGAGCAAGAACUACCCCACCAAGAACAAGAAAAAAUAGAAAAUCAAGAAAUACUAAAUAAAACUUGCAAAGUUGAGUUUCAUUCGAUAAAAGUAGCCAAUUCACCACCAGCCCCAAAAUUGAUAUCAAUAACCGACAACGUUCUAAACGAGGAUCGUAGUAACAACUCGAACAACAAUACCAACAAAUUGUGCACCACCAUCAAACGCGAACAAUCGCCAACAAUUGUCGCAAAACCGAAUACUACCUCAGACACACCCCCAUUGGGUAAUCCCUCGAAAUCGAUUGACGGUAAUAAAACGAUUGUGUGCGAACAUUCACUUUCGCCGUUGCGCCGCAAUCUACAAUCGAAUUGUUUGAUCGGCAACGAUAAUAACGCAAACAACAAAAACAAGAACAACAUUACUAACAAUCCGAGCAAUAAAAACUUGCUCAUACCAAAAUUGGUCGAAGAGAAACGCCCAAAGUCGGUCACCGCAUCGGUAUUUCGUCCGGCCACAUUGGCCGAUUUGAGCGCAACACAGCCGACACCAUCGUCGCCACCCCUACCGCCAGCGACCACCAGCACUACGGCGGUGUUUGUGAAUGCAUCAAAUGCCGCAUUGCCGCCAUUGAAUGCUGCGCCACGCGCCCAAUCAGUGACGGCUUCCGUAUUUACGUCUAUUUCGCAGUUGUGCAAUAAGCAACAACAAUACAUUGCUAAAACCAAUUCCAUUACAACACCAACAACAGUCACAGCAGCAAUACUCAGUGGCCAACAACAACAUCAUCACCAACAGCCGCAGACACAGACUCGGACACAGCAGCAACAACAAGAUAUGAAUAAGUUUUUGACAUUCGGGGAUGACGCUACUGAGUUAACAAUGCUCAAAGAGGAACCCGAUGAUUUAGCACAUUUGGCACCAGCUGCUGUUGAUGCUUGCAUGCGCCUCGAUGACGCUGCUCCAUUUUGCGGCGAAAUGUUGCUUGGUCUGUGCUCGUACAGUUAUGGCGGUUUUUUGCCCGAUGACUACAGCUCCCUCGAUUCAACCACGAAUUCUUCGUCUCCAGACUCACCAAAUCAUAGUGGCAGCAACACUAACGGCAACAUUAACAACAGCAGCAACAAUCAGCACAAUAAUCGAAAUAACAAAAGUAAUUUUAGCAGUCCAACGCAUCAGCAGAAUUGUAACAGCAAUCUGAACUCUGUCACAUUGCGCAAUAAUAAUAAUAACAACAACAACAACAGCAGCAUUAGCAACACCAAUCGCGUCGAUCCAUUCAUUAAUUAUCGGGAGGAAUCGAAUGACACAAACUGCUCACAGCAUUUACUCUCGCCUUGUGUGGCAUCGAAGAGUCCCGAAGCGAGCAGCCUGCCGUCGUUGUGCAGUCCCAACUCCCUCAGCCAGGAUGAUGGAUUUGCAUUUAUGACGAUGAGCGUUGACGAAGACAUAGACAUGACCAUGCGCGCUCCAUAUAUUCCAAUGAACGAGCAAGAGGACUUGCCUCUCCUGACUGCCGACGAUCUAAUGUGGUGCGCCAGCAAUGGUCUGGGCAGCGAAGAGUUGAAUAACCAAAAAGAUGUUGAUGCAACAUUGCAGCAACUGCAGUUGCAACAGCAACACUCCUGCGAAAGCAGUCACAACUUGUUGAGCGGCUAUCAGGAUGCCCAACAUAUUACACAAUCACAUUUAAAUUCGCUGUGUUCCUCACCCGCAUCGACCGUUUCUUCGCUUUCGCCUUCGCCGGUGAGUCAACAGCAGCAACAGGAUACGAAUUGCGUUUAUAACACAGACACCAGUGAGCUGGCGGCCCUGCUAUGUGGCUCUGGUAGUGGCACAUUGUCUAUUCUAAAUAAUAAUUGUGGUGGUGGUGGUGGUGGCAAUGAGCAGACUGGUGCUGGUUUGCAACAACAGCAAGAACAAGCACAUCAACAGCAAUCGCAUUGUGGCGAUUUCCGUUUGCACCAACUGCAACAAGAUUUGGCGGCAGAGCAGCAGGACCAACAGCAACGGCAAAUGCAGUUGCUUGGCUUGAGUAUCGAUUGCAAGAAAGAAAGUUCGCUAUCGCCGAGCUUAUGUGAUUCCAUCGAGGAUGCAUUUGAUCAUGUCUACAACAAGGAUUCAACAAAUCUGGACUGCUGGAAUGAGCUGCUACAAAUUAACGUCAAUGAGAGUUCGUCGUCGGCAUCGCCCUCGCCAGCAGCGUCACUGAAUUCGCCACAGCAGCAGCGGCAAGAACAAACACUGACAGAUUGCAAGUCGCACUUGCAACUGGAACAACAACUGUCGCCGCCGCAGCAGCAGCAGCAACAUCAGCAACACAAUAUAAUUUUGAAUGCCGUGCCAUUGAUAACAAUACAAAACACUAAGAAUAUUUUGUUACAGCAACAACUCCAACAUAAUGCCAGCAAUAAAAUGAUAAUUAAUGAUGAAAUGUUGCCAGCGAAUCGCGGCGGCAAUAAAAUCACAACAAUAAAGUUGGUGAAUGGUCAAUCAACGCCAACGGCAACGGCAGCGGCAAUGACAACAGUCGGAACUUCGUUGGCCGCCAGUAAUGGUACGACCAUUCGGCUGAUUGAUGGUAAACUUCAGCAAUUGUUGCAGCAAAAACAACAACAGGAGGAAACACGUCUGCCAAUUAGUGCCAAGGGAGUGCUGGCACAGCAAAAAAGUCAACAACAACAACAACAAUCACAUAAACGACAUUUGUUGAGCACUUUGGCUGGCAUCCAACAAGAGACAAAGCGCAUGAAGAGCACUGCUGCUGGGAUGGAGUUGCACGCGGUGCCACAGCUGCUGCAACAGUUAGUGACGCCUGUGCAGCCGCAACAGCUGAAGGAACAAGAACAAAAGCAACAAACGCGCAAAGUGAAUGGCGGAGUGGCACGUUGGCCAACGGCUGUCGACGCUAAGGCCGCUAACGGUAUCCAGCAACAACCACAAUCGAACUCAGUGCUGAAAAAUCUGUUAAUCAGCGGUUGUGAUACAAUUAUCUUUAAGAAACCAGGGGAUAUGCUUCUGGACGAAGAUUCCUUGGACCAAGCACCAACUCCACCACUCUCUGGCCUUUCGCCAUCACUCACCGGACCCUUGCAUUGCCAAACUUCGACAGCAACGCUUCUACGCGAUUAUCGCCACAAUCCAAUGAUCGGCGGACCAGGUGUGUUGCCAUCGCCACCAUUUGGAUCUACCAGCAGUAGCGAGGAGUCUAGCCCACCUGGCCUAACACCGGUCGACUCCGAGUCUACUUCGGACAGCGGCAUUGAUGACAUUGGCAUCAUUGAGGCCUCCUCACCGAUGAAAGUACAAUUGGACAAUCCUAGCAGCCCGAUAUUGAAACCGAUGAAUACAUGCUCAGCCACCACUAAAGAUAUGCUCCUAAUAAAGUGCUUGAAUAGUAGAGCCGCCAAAAAACGUGCCGCCAUGGACUCUUUAGCUAGUGAGCCACAGUUGAAGCAACAACAACCAUUUUCUUCGAGAAGUGUCGAUACAGGCAAUGAUAUAAGCCCACUCAUGGAACCCUUUAUAAUGGAUUUGUGUAAUGAUGACUACGAUGUAGCGGCCACCGAGCAGUUUUUGGCACCCAACGAAAUUGAGAAUGUGCUAAGCGAUUGGACAAAUGAGAUGGCCUAGCUGGAGGCAAACAUCAGUAAGAAAAGACGAAAGAAUCAAACCAAACAAUUACGCAGACGAAAACGACGAAGGACAAUGAAUAUGCGGACAAAGUGGGGACAAAGUCGAGAUUAGAAGAGUUUUGCUGGAGGGUAGAUGGUGAGAAGUGUCGUAGGAAGCAGGAUGCAGAAAUAUAUGUAUAGGUUGCAGCGAAACUGUGGGUGCGCACGUAAAAAAUCGUAACUAUAACUAUAACUGUAAGCAAAGCUGCCGCGGUGGCGGCUGACUAUCGUAUUUGGCGUUUAUGAGUGCUUUGACAGGACUUGAAAUGAUGACAUGCCAUCUCCAACAUUGAAAACACUUAACGUCGAAAUAACUAAUUUUAGGGAAGGUGGGACGAAAUUCAGGGAAAGGAUUUACGGAGUGGACAUUUUUACAAACAGCAAAAACAGCAGAAUCGAAAGGAAAUACCAAAAAUAUUCAUUUACAAAGUUUGGUAUUUAUUUCUUUACUUCAAAAUUUGAUUUUCGGAAGACUAGAAGAUUUGGAUAUAUCAGUGUCAGCUUGCACAAGUGAGCGGAAAUAUUGUCGAUUGGAAAAAACCAAUUAAUGCAAAAAAAAAAAUUCAAAAAUUAUUUGGAAGCAAAUUCAUGUUUUUUGGUGAAUAUUUGUGCACAUUAAAUCUUGCAGAGCAGAUUCAAAUUCGUUGAUAAUAAUUUUCCUAAAGUUUUCUAAAUAGUUGAUUUGUCCAAUCGGCUUUCUUCGCUUCAUUGGCACAUGCAGAUCUGAUUUGUUUUAGAAAAAAAAUAUUUUCGUAUUCUUUAUUGAUUUCUUAAAAUUAAGAGUUAUUUUGCAUAAAAUAUUACAACUAACAUACAACCCACACAUAAAAGCCAUAUUUUACCGUAUUUACCCCAAUGAAAGGCCAAAAUGAAAAUAGUAAAAUAUUUUGCAAAAAGUUAAGGAAAAUAUUCAAAAAUAACAAAACAAAAAACCAACUUUAUUAUAUUAUAUAUACAUACAUAUAAACACUUUGUUAGUUUUAAUUUUUUACUGCCCAAAACAGAAGUAAACCGUGUGGUUAGUUGUAUAAGUGCAAAACUUUAUAUAUCUGAAAUAAAUUUAAAGUUAACAAAACAAAAAAAAAAAAACAAAAAAAUUAAAAUUUGGAAAAAGUGUCAUAGUUCUUGUACACAAAUAACACAAAUAAAAAACUCAAAGAAUCUAGAGGAAAAUUUAACUUGACUUAAUUAUUGCUAUUACUGGUGAUAAAUAUUUUUAGUGCAAUAUUUUUUAUUCUCAAACGAGCGCAAACGGUUAAAAAAAAUUAAUUAUUGUAUAUCGAACAAAGAUGUUUAGCACCGGAAAACAAAAAGAUUUAACUGCAAAUGCAGCAUAGCAAAUCAUUCAAACUUUAUUAACCAAGGCAAAUUAAGGAAAACAAAUAGAUUAAAAAUAUGGCAGAAUUAAAAUAAACCGAAAUUGCACACAAUUUUCAUGAAAAAUUUCCGGGCAAAAAUUAAAACAAAUUAAAUACAUAUAAUUCCGAUACAUUUGCACAAAAUAAGGGUAAGAUUAUCAAGUCGGUUUCUUUUGGAGUCGUCUGGCAAUUUCACUUUCACUUUAUCUCUCGAACAGUUCAUUUUGUUAAUGAUAAAGUUCGUAAAAAAUUAUUGUAAAAAAUCCCUUAAAACAGCAGAGAAUAAAUACCAAGAACUAUGAUGAAAAAAAAAAUUAUAUACACGUUAAGGCUUAGCUGUAGUUAUGAAUAAGAGAAAAUUAAACAAAAACAAAACAGCAAAUAAUUAUAUACAUAUAAAAAUGUUUAAUAUUUACAUUUAAAGAAACGCGAAUGUGUUUGUUUUACACAGCAAAAAACUCAGACAUGGUUUUAAAAAAUUACGAGUUUUUCAUCAAUACGAAUCUAUAAUUUCUCAGAGCAUCUGGGCGCAGUGGGAGUCUUUGCAUGGAUAUAAACAAAUGAAAAUAUACUCACCACACAAUAGACCGCACGCAGAGUUGAGUUAUGUCAAGAGCAGAACAGGGCAAUAAGCGGAACAAAAAUUCAAAUUUUAUCCAACUUUUAUAAAUGGCUUUAUUGGAAAAGAUAUUUACUUUUCAGUGCUCUUAUUUUAUAAAAAUUACAAAAAAUAAUGGAGCGAUUUCUUGGGAAGUUCUAUUUGUUUUUUAGUACAUAAAACUUAUAAAAAAUUUACAAUUUACAUUCAAUUAAAUUCCAAAAAACUUGUACGAAUGUGCACUUGCUUUUCACAUUAUUUCAAAAGCUUUUCUUCCAAUUUAAUUUGAGUUUAAUUAAAAUAUUUUUUAUUGAUUAGGGUUGCUAAGUAGAAAGUAGGCGGUCGCCGCAGUCGCAUGCCCAUUCGGCAGUGCAUGAAACAUCAAAUGAUAGAAAAAGUUUUUUCUAGCAGCGGUCGCCCCUCGGCAGGCAGUGGCAAACCUUCGUGUGUAUUUCUGGCAUGAAAAAGCUCCACAUAAAAAAUCAUUUGCCGUUCGGAGUCGGUUAGAAACAGUAGGUCCCUCCUUUUGUGGAACAAAAUCGAGACGCACACCACAAAUUGGAGGAGGAGCUCGGCCAAACACCCAAUAAAGGGCGCAAGCGCCAAUUAUAUUUAUAUAAGAAAAAACCGUAUCAAAAAUCUUUUCAAAUACUUACUGAGAAUUACACAAAUAACAUGUUUCAUGUGGCUCCUCUGCUUGUAGUUGAUGACGUUAACAAACCCUAAUUUUUAAUUAAAAAUAAAGUUACACUUGAAAACCGGAGAGUUUGCUGCAAGAAAUUAAAGUCAUACAGUCAUUUUAAUAAUUACUACUAAAAAUUGCAACGCAAUAUUAUGGACAUUUUCUUUUUACCUUUGCAUUUCUUCCGGCAAAAGGUGCCAUACUUUAGGCUUCUGUAAAAAACGUUGACACAAGGAAAGGAAACUAAAAAAGUAAAAAAAAAAAAAACAAACAACAAA